This is a messenger RNA of Talaromyces stipitatus ATCC 10500, 1759 nucleotides long. RefSeq names its product MFS transporter, putative. The record is from RefSeq and is a predicted model, not a curated record. Gene Ontology annotation, molecular function: transmembrane transporter activity. NCBI's taxonomy places the organism in Eukaryota, Fungi, Ascomycota, Eurotiomycetes, Eurotiales, Trichocomaceae. The coding region runs from base 486 to 1592 and encodes 368 amino acids. Gene Ontology annotation, cellular component: membrane. Gene Ontology annotation, biological process: transmembrane transport. The transcript is spliced from 4 exons.
GUCUGCCGGGUGCUUAGAAUCUAUACACGGAAAAAAACUUUUUUCAUUUAUUCAACUAUGGACGUGGAAUUAGAAAAGCCGUCGGAGAUUCAUGCCGAAUUCGUUGGGGAUCCAGACGAGGGGUUGACUGAGGGAGAAAGAGCAAUCAUUGAUCGCAAAUUACUGUGGAAGCUAGACCUUCGGCUUAUUCCUUGGCUAUCGCUGCUGUACCUUGCUGCAUUCCUCGAUCGCACAAAUGUGGGAAACGCAAAGAUUGAAGGUCUGCAGCAGGCUCUGCACAUGAGCAACAACCAAUACAACGCAACCCUUACAAUCUUCUUUAUAUCGUACUCUGUCUUUGAGCCUUUGACAAAUGUUUUGUUGAAACGGACCAAACCGAAGAUUUUCAUUGCGUCCAUUAUUAUAAUCUGGGUAAGUCUGAGACUGGUGUCGGUCCCCAAGAGGAUGGGAGCUAAUCAUCAAUUUGGGUUCUCUAGGGAAUAUGUAUGACAACAAUGGGCCUUGUUCAUAACUUCUCUGGUCUUAUGGCUGCCCGUUGGUUUCUUGGUCUAGCCGAAGCCGGCCUUUUCCCCGGUAUAAGCUACUACCUCUCAUGUUGGUAUAAGAGAUCCGAGUUCGGUGUACGCAUGGCUAUCUUCUUUUCUGCUGCCGCUCUUGCUGGUUCAUUCGGUGGACUCUUAGCUGCUGCAAUCGCACGGAUGGACGGCAUCGGUGGGAAAGCCGGCUGGUCGUGGAUUUUCAUCUUAGAGGGCUUGGCCACAAUCGUGUUGGGUGUCUUGUCAUUUUGGCUCGUUGUUGACUUUCCGGAUAAAGCAACCUUCCUCUCGGAUGCUGAUCGUCAGCGAGUUACCAGACGACUGAUGAUGGAUCAGCAAGCCAGCGGGCAGCACGAAGAGUGGAAGUCGUCAUAUGUGUGGGCUAGUUUGAAAGACUGGAAGACAUAUGUGAGCGCGAUCAUUUACAUGGGUGCCGAUGGACCUUUGUAUGCUUUUUCCCUGUUCAUUCCGACAAUCAUCGCAGAACUAGGUUACUCUUCGACCAGAGCGCAGCUCCUGAGUGUCCCUCCAUACGCAGUUGCUGCAGUGCUAACUGUCGCAAUUGGUUACAUUGCCGAUCGCACGCGGGCAAGAGGACUCUGUAACAUUAUUGUUUCCAUCAUUGGUGCAAUUGGUUUUGCGAUGCUUCUCGGUGCAAAGACUGCUGGUACUCGUUACGCAGGUGUUUUCCUCGGCGCGAUGGGCAUUUAUCCUUGCAUUUCCAACACGAUUUCUUGGACCAGCAACAACGUUGAAGGCGUGUACAAACGUGGUGUCACACUGGGUAUUGUGAUCGGUUGGGGUAACCUUAACGGCAUUGUUUCGUCAAAUAUAUACCGUGGCAAAGAUUCACCCAACUUCUACCCGGGUCACAGUACCGUCCUUGCAUAUCUUGUGCUGUUCCUCCUCGGCGGAUCAAUCUUGCAAACGAUCCUGCUCCGAAUCGAGAACAGGAAGCGACAACGUGGUGAUCGGGAUUAUCGUAUCGAAGGUUUGAGUGAAGAGGAGAUUAGGGAUCUGGGAGAUAUGCGACCAGACUUUAUAUACACUACUUAGACUUCGCUCUGGAGUGCAUGAUAUACACGUUAGAUGGAGCGGGUGAUCUGAAGCCAAGUUAGUUCGAGCCACCAGAAGGAUAUAGAGAACCGCACCUAGGUAGAUAGGUGUACUCAUCCAUGAUUGGACAGCAAUCUAUGACGAGUGCAAGGCACGUUCCAAGACCA